Messenger RNA from Anopheles arabiensis, 1864 nucleotides. RefSeq names its product UDP-glycosyltransferase UGT5-like. NCBI's taxonomy places the organism in Eukaryota, Metazoa, Arthropoda, Insecta, Diptera, Culicidae. The coding region runs from base 100 to 1752 and encodes 550 amino acids. The record is from RefSeq and is a predicted model, not a curated record. The transcript has 5 exons. Gene Ontology annotation, molecular function: UDP-glycosyltransferase activity.
GCUUCGACAACGAUUGUUUGUCUGUCAGACGUUCACACCGGUAAGUGUGCGCACUCGUGAGUAAUACCCUCGUGCACUCCACGCUAACCGACGGUAGAUAUGGUCGUCGGAAGUAGGUCUCUGCUGGGCUGUAUUGCAUUGGCGGCUGUCAUACUAGCCGGCACGUGCAGAACUUCCAGCGCCGCUAAGAUACUGGCCGUGUUUCCGAGCAUCAGCAAGACGAACUAUCUCUUUGGACAGGUGUUGUUUGAGGCACUCGCAGCCAGAGGUCAUAAUGUAACCAUCGUAAGCCCGUUUGAGGUGCAGUAUGCGUACGAGAACAUUCGACAGCUGAGGAUAACUGGACUGUUUAGUCACAUAGAAGAUUAUGGACUCCACGCGAACGUGUUUACCAAGCGUGACAAAUCGAGCUUCUAUGGCAAUACCAAUGUCAUCUAUGGUACCGCCGCGCUGGCCGACUAUACGCUCGGCCAUCCAGCGCUACAGGAGCUGCUAAAGAACCCAACCGAAACCUUCGACCUGCUAAUCCUGGAUCAGGUGCUGUGUGAAAGUUUACUCGGGUUGGCUUAUCAUUACGGGGUGCCGGCGGUUGUGUACAGCGCCGAUGCCCCCAACAAGUACACGAACGAGAUGGUGGGCAACCCGCACAACCCGGCCUACAAUCCGAUCCCGUCGCUCGGCUACUCCGACCGAAUGCAUCUGGUGCAGCGCGUGUGGAACACGUUCGUGUCGAUCUGCGAGCAGUUUAACUACAAGUACCUGUACCUGCCGUCGCAGGAAGCCGUCUACCAGCGCUACUUUGCGCGGCGCGAUCUGCCCCCGCUGCUUGAUCUCAUUCACAACGUUAGCCUGGUGCUGAUAAAUAGCCAUCCGGUAAUUAACUUCGCGCGUCCGUUCGUGCCGAACAUGAUUGAGAUUGGCGGUGCACACAUCCGCCAGCUGGAAGAUACGGGCUUCUCGCAGGACGUGAUCAAUUGGGUAGAGAAGGCAAAGAAUGGAGUGAUCUACUUCAGCAUGGGCACGAACAUUCGCUCGGCCGACUUCCCCGACACCUUGCGGGAAGCGUUCGUGGGCGCGUUCAGCAAGCUGAGCCAGGUGCUGAUCAUUUGGAAGUGGGAAAAUGCCACCCUGCCCAAUCAAUCGGGCAAUGUGAUCAUUGGUCCGUGGAUGCCGCAGCAGCAGCUACUGGCCCAUCCGAACGUGCGGUUACACAUCACGCACGGUGGACUGCUCAGCAUGAUGGAAACGGUGCACUAUGGCAAACCGAUCGUUGGAUUACCGCUGGCUGGAGAUCAGGAGAUACUGGUAAACCGUGCGAUAGAGGCUGGCUUUGGUCUGAAGCUCGACUAUCAGAACAUAACGGAGGAGCAGGUGCUGCACACGAUCAACGAGAUGCUUAACAACUCUACAUAUCGUUAUGCAGCUCUAAAAGCUUCCCGACAGUUCCGAGAACAACCGCUUAAACCCAUGGACAAAGUCCUCUACUACGUGGACUACGUGUUAAAGCAGGAUAGUGGCGUUAAUUAUUUGCGCAGUGGUGCACUGUAUCUAUCCUUUUGGCCCCGGCACGUCGUAGAUGUUGCCACCAUACUGGUGCUAAUCACCAUGAUACCGGUGGGACUGUUUGCGACCUUGAUUCAGAUCAUAUUGCGAAAGACUCACGAGCGAAAGUUGAAGAAUACUAUCAAUACAGGCAAAGCGGCAGCUAAUGGGAAAAUGGCGGGCAAGGCUGUGCAAAAGAAAAAGAACUGAAAUGGAACCAAGACUGGUAAGGAUAUAUCGAAGUUUUUUUUUGUUGAGUUUAUGUAGUGUUGUUUAAACGAUAUACAAAUAGAAAUAAAAAUUUCACUGUUUUAUCAAUUUA